AUGUAUUCAAGGCGAGUUUUCGUGGUCGUGGGCUUUGUCAUUAAAGUAGCCUGCAUCAAUUUCAACUUCGAGUCAACCCAGCUGCAAGAGGCAGACAUCAAAGACUUCCCCGCAAUAGCCUUCGGGAACAUUUCCAAUUUGAAUAGCACGUAUGAUGGGCCACAAUGCAAGGUAUUCCCCGAGUCUCCAGAUUGGCCCUUGGAUGACGAGUGGGUGAAACUAAACAACACACUCGGCGGUGCGCUACUCAAACCCGCGCCACCUGGCGCGGUUUGCUACAACAGUUCAUCGUACUACAACUCAGACCAGUGUACAUAUAUCGUACGGAACGCUGCGAAUAGUCGCUUUUAUAUCAAUGACCCCCUAACCGUUUUGACGGCAUGGGCACAAGGAAACACCUGCCCCGCGACGUUAACGACGCAGGGUGUGUGUACCCAAGGAGGAUUUCCAACGUACGUGGUCAACGCGACAACAGUCAAACAGGUACAAAUUGCCGUGAACUUUGCCCGGAACAGAAACAUACGGCUGGUCGUUAAGAAUACUGGCCAUGAUUUCAACGGCCGAUCUACAGGCGCGGGCGCUCUAAGCAUUUGGACACACAACUUGAAGAGCUUUGAGUAUAUGCCGCAGUAUACUCAAGGUGAGUACUCCGGCAGGGCUGCGCGAGUCGCAUCGGGCUUGGAGUCGUGGGAGAUGUUCCCUUACAUGGCGCUACAUAACAUGACUGUGGUCGUUCCUAGCGGAUACACUGUCGGUCCGUAUGGCGGCUGGAUGGCUGGUGGAGGACAUUCACUUCUAGGUUCUCUAUACGGCAUGGGAGCCGAUCAGCCCCUUUCGCUUCAGGUAGUCACUGCCAACGGACGGUUUAUCACUGCGGAUCCAGAGACAAAUAAGGACUUAUACCACGCUCUUAGGGGAGGUGGACCUGGGUCUUACGGUGUCGUGACAUCAGCCAUAGUGAAGGCAUACCCACCAAUCAUAGUCACUGCCGCACCACUGAGCUUCAACCUCUUCUCUGGGCCUUUGUCAGUGAGUAGCAUCACUGAUGCACAUCCAUCAGCUGCAGAUGACCCAGUAACAGUCAACGACACUGAGGCUUUCUGGAGUGCUCACAAUCUCUAUUACUACUUCGGUAAAGCUGUUGUCGAUGAUGCCAACGGAGCGACAUAUAGCUAUGUUUCACGGACCGGCAAUGGUAGCUACUCUUUCCGAAGUACGUUUGAGUUUCCAGGCAAAACUAUACCACAGGUCAAGGCUUUCAUGCAAACUCUUAUAUCUGCCAUCAACGACCUGGGAGUUCCAGUCAAGAAUGAAGACCCGACAGUCUCCACAAGCUGGACUUCCAUGCGUGACGGGAAGGGGGACACUCCUGGCUCGUCUCGCUUCUCGUCGCGAAUCUUUCCACAAAAAAAUUGGGGAGAUAAGGCACUUUUCAAUCAGACAAUGUGGGCUAUCCGGGAAACUGUGGAAGCGGGCUACCAGUUUCAUGGCAUACAUAUGACCCCAUCAGAAGCAAAAGCCGGAUACCCUGGUAACAACGCGGUUAAUCCUGCAUUCCGAACAGGCCUCAUGCAUGCAGACGUGUUCGAUCGCACUACUGGUGCAAGCACGUCUCCCGAAGAGGUAAAGAGUAAUCACGCUCGUCUUGACUCCUACAUGAACAAGAUACGGGCGGUCACCCCUGGAGGAGGGGCCUAUGUCAAUGAGGCCGAUGUGCUAGAACCUAAUUGGCAGACAAGUUUUUGGGGUAGCAAGUACGAAGGUCUUCUGGAGAUCAAGAAGAGACACGAUCCGUGGGGGCUUUUCUGGGCUCCCACUACUGUUGGAAGCGAGGAGUGGGCUGUGAGGACAUCGGAUGGCCUGCCCACACAGAACGGUCGGCUGUGCAGGGUUUGA
Neoarthrinium moseri is the source of this 1896-nucleotide messenger RNA. RefSeq lists its product as uncharacterized. NCBI's taxonomy places the organism in Eukaryota, Fungi, Ascomycota, Sordariomycetes, Amphisphaeriales, Apiosporaceae. The transcript has 3 exons. Gene Ontology annotation, molecular function: FAD binding; oxidoreductase activity. Bases 1 to 1896 code for a protein of 631 amino acids. The record is from RefSeq and is a predicted model, not a curated record.